CCGUCGCCCGCGCGCGCGCAUUUCCGCGCCCCCGCCGCCGCCGCCGCCGCCGCUGCUGCUCCUACAUGUUCUGCUGCGCGAUCUCAGCUUUGCAAGCGUCGCUGCACAACUUUCCAUGAUGUGAUCGGCCCGGAUAACCUCCCUGGUUGUUUCCGUCUCUGUGUGUGUCAGACAUCGAAGGGGCUCCGCGGUUUGCACCAUGGACGCUAAAGAGGGCAGUUUCUCGGAGCGCUAUGAGCCGGUGGCCGAGAUCGGGGAAGGGGCGUACGGCAAGGUUUACAAGGCCAGGGACAGGAACAACGAAGGUCGCUUCGUCGCACUUAAAAAAGUGCGAGUCCAGACCGGUGAAGAGGGGAUGCCCCUCUCCACCAUCCGGGAGGUGGCCGUGCUGCGGCAACUUGAGUCCUUCGAGCAUCCCAACGUGGUCAGGUUGUUUGAUGUUUGCACCGUGUCUCGAACAGACAGAGAGACAAAAUUGACUCUUGUGUUUGAACAUAUCGAUCAAGAUUUGACUACCUAUUUGGAGAAAGCCCCAGAUCCAGGAGUGCCUCCGGAAACAAUAAAGGAUAUGAUGUUUCAGCUGCUCCGAGGAUUAGACUUCCUUCAUUCACACCGUGUGGUUCAUCGAGACUUGAAGCCUCAGAAUAUACUUGUAACCAGCAGUGGCCAAAUCAAGCUAGCUGAUUUUGGUUUGGCUCGCAUCUAUAGUUUCCAGAUGGCACUUACCUCUGUGGUUGUUACUUUGUGGUAUCGGGCACCGGAAGUUCUGCUGCAGUCUAGUUAUGCAACACCAGUUGACCUAUGGAGUGUUGGCUGUAUAUUUGCAGAAAUGUUUCGUCGACGUGUCCUCUUUCGUGGUAAUUCAGAUGUUGAUCAAUUAGGAAAAAUCUUUGAUGUACUUGGUCUCCCAAGUGAGGAUGACUGGCCAAUAGAUGUGGCCCUGCCAAAAAAUGCAUUUUCUACAAGAUCACCACAACCCAUACAGGACUUGGUACCAGAGAUAAAUGAACCAGGGAAAGACCUGCUGCUGAGAUUACUAACUUUUAAUCCGGAGAAGAGAAUAUCUGCUUUUAAUGCACUGUCCCACCAGUAUUUUAUGGACCAUGAGAAAUACACUGAGAAUCAGAACUUGUGCCUAUCUCCAAACCAGUCUUCUUCUGGAGUGAACACGGCUUAACAUCUUCAAGUGUAAUUUUUUUGUCCUUGAAAGGAUUACUUGACAAAUCAAAUAUCUUGCAUACAGCAAUAUCUCCUCCAUAUGCUGCUUUUAAAAUGUGUCUCCAAUUUGUGCUUUCUUGAUUUCAUGCCCAAUAUUCUGAAACAAUGCAAAAACAUUUCUCAGUGUAUUUUGCAGUUUCCACCACCAUCCCUCACAUCUCCACCUUCAUCUCUGGAACAUUCUGGACUUAAUUAGCUGCUUAAUUAGCUGUGAAUGCUGCAAAUUUUGUUACCUGAAUGUGGAAUGCUGCAAAGGUGCCGUGGAACACCGAAUACAAUCACUGCCAGACCUGCCAGGUUUUUAUAUGUCCAGCUGCUAAGGCCAGAAUUCAAACAUUAAAACAUUAAAAUAAAAAAGGUAUUAAAUAUCCUAACUGACGAAUGUUCUUUGAACAAGUGAAAUGGAUUACUUCAGCCAUUGUCCAUGAUACUGUGAAUACAAUGGAUUAUCUUCAAUACCAACAACUUUGACAAGAAGUUUGAAAAUCCAUUGAAGAGCUCACUUUGUGGCAGUAUUGGAAAUAAACCAUUUUGGAGAGAAAAAAAAGAUUAAAGAAAAAUCAGAAGAAGUCCUUCACAUUUUGUUCAUGAAAAAGAAUACUAUCAAAAAUCAGGGUUAAGCUUCUGCUACUAUAGAUUUGUUGCUUGUGGUCAAUGAUAUUUUUAUAUUUAUGUCAACAGAAGAGAAAUCUUUGCUAGGGAGAAUUUGAAUUACAUAUUCCUGGAAUUAUCAAGCAUCCUAAUAUGGUCAACCUCUUAACACACAUCAAAAAAAUAUAUUUACAAAGUGCGAAACGUGAUGAAUAGAAGAUGCUUUGCAAAACUUACAGCAACAUUCUUCCUAUCCAGUGUGUGCAGAAUGUUAGGAGGUCAUGCCUGUUCUAUUUAGAUAUACCACCAAUUGCUAAAUUUGAAACCAGGUGAUCAUAUUUAGAAGCUGGUUUGAGGUGAUUCAAUCUAUUUGCUUAACAGUUGAAUAAAAUCCAUUGCAAUCUUGAACAGGCUUGAUAUCUGAUACCUUCAGAGAAAAGCACAAAAGUUGAGGAAUAUAACAUUUGGUUUUAAAAAAUGUGUAUUUUUGUGGCCAGUUUACACUUUGGAAAUUGUCUAAAGCUCUAAGGAUAAAGUUUUUGUUCAUGGAAAACUGGGUGUGCAUCUUCCAAAGUGAAGCUGCAGUUUUACAUUGGAAAUAUUAAGCAGCUUCACUGCUGAAACAUACUGUAGGUGUGAGGCAACACUGAUUAAAUUGAUGGAGUCCAAUGCUUCUUAACUUUCUUACCGUCAAAUUCUAUAGUGACGCAGUAGAGUGAAAAAUUAUCUAUUUCAAAAUGACUCUGGCAGUCUUAUGGAUUUGCAAUAUUAUAUUUUUGAUACAAAACUGGUGAGAACUUAAAGUAGAUUGAAAAAUGAAAAUGCUCUAAAUACUCAGCAGACCAAACAUCAUCUGUGGAAACUGAAACGUAGUGUGAUGACACACAGAAUUAAAUAUAAUCAACUUGAAAGAUUAACUUGGUUUCUCGCUCCACAUGCUGCCUUAUCUUCAGUGUACUUCCAGCAUUGUUCAUAUUAUUUCAGAUUUCCAGUAAUUGGUUUUCAGUCCAGAGUAUUAUUAGUCUCUAAUUGUGACUAAUAAUUGUAUUUUCCUUGAAAGCAGACUUUACUAAAUUAUCAUUGAUGGAAGGCUUCACUCAUGAAGGAACUGGGUGUAAGUGAAAAAAAUGCAUGUUAAAUAAGUAGUAUUUGGUAUCAUUGAAACUUUGCAGUUUACAAAAACUGAACAAUAGUGAAAUUGGCUCAGAUUUUGUGGUCAUCAGUGAAAAUAACGUUUUCCAGGAAGAUCUAGCCAUCUGUAUGGCAUGGAUUUCAAACUGUCCAGCAUUAGUUGCUAUGAAGGGAUUCAGGGGAUCUCUAACAUCCAGCAACACAGAUGUCAUCAACCUGGCUAAGCAACUACUCACAUAGAAGAAUUCUCAAAAAUGGCAAACCAGGAGUUGAAAAGCACUAAUCUUUUAACUAACUCUUUAAACAUUUUACAAAGAGUAAUAUUUAAAUAGAAACUUAAAUAUCACAAAUUAUUUUUUUAGAAACAAAAUAACGUUUUUAUUUUAAAAGACAAUAAAUAACUGAGGGAAUGACAAUCCACACAAAUUGCCAUUAUGGUCCACAAAAGAUGAUAGGCAGCCUUUAUGGCGUAGUACACAUUUAACAAUAUCACUGCUCCUCGAGCAACAGAGCUUAACGCUUUCAGUUUUUUUUGGGUGAUAAAAGAUAUCUGAAAUCUUCACUGAUUUACUGAUUCCUAUCAAUUAUUGUGGAGGAGGUUGCAAAAAGACAGAAAGGGAUACAAAUUCUGAAUUCCACUAUAACUGUACAUGUACUUACUCCAGACAUUUCAGGAAUAUUCCCUCCAUUAUAACAGUGAACAAUGAUACCACAUUGUUGUUUUUUCAUUGCAAAUACAAGGUAUAUGACUUUAAUGAUUUAUUAUGAAUUUAAAAAGGUUUUAACAGUAAAGCAACUGAAUAUUACAAGGGAUUUAUAUAUAAACAUGUUGUAUUAUUAGUUAUGGUGCUUUAUAGUGAAUAAUUGUAAUAUUGACUGGAAUAUGUAUUAGGAUGGAGUUCAGUAUGGAUUAGAUACAUCUCUGACUUCACCAAGUAAUGUCUAAAUAUAUGUUCAUGUCCAUACAAAUGAACAUCAUUCACCACUUCACAAAGUAAAUAUUGUUAAAAAAACACAAAAUGAACAGCAACAUUUGUAACCUAUUUUUUACUAAUAUUAAAUUGAGGUUAUAAACUUUCUGACAAAGUUUGUAAAAACAUAACUAUGUAAUGCAAUUCCACAGCAACUAAUCUGCCAAUGGUGCACUUAGGUAAUAUAUUUUUAUCCUUCAAGACAAACCACAGGCUCUGUUCAGGUUUGUGAAGUUUGGUUUCCGUUUGAAUUAAAGUAAAUCUUAACAAAAGCAUCACAGUUCUAUCAUAACUAUUAUACUAUCCCCAGAAGCAGUGGGAAUAUCAAAGUAUUUUCAGCAAAAGAAUAAGGUAAAUACAGUAAUAGUAAAAUUACAAGAAAUGCAGAGGUCAAAAUCCAUCAUUUGUUUAAGAAACAGUGGUUGUGCAAUAAAAAAACACAUCAAUGAAUAGUUCCAUGCUUUUAAAGCUCUUCUGAUAUACAUGUACUAUGAGAUAACAAAGUAAUCUAAUAUAGCAAAAUGCAAGUGGAAACUAAUGUUUCUAAUGCUUGUUAGGAUGUUGAACGUUUCUGCUGAGUGCAGUUCCACACACACCUUGACUGUGGUUUUCCUUUUACCUGCAUCCCACACAUCACCACUUUAAGAACCACUUUUGGAUGAAAAUCAGCAAUCUCCUUAAUGACAAUUCCAUAAUCUAGGCUGUUUCUUUUUUCAGAGGAGCAAUAAAAAAACAGCGCAAUGCUCAUAACAAUUACAGUACUGUGUAAAAGAGCUUUAUUUUUUCUGCCUUAAAUUCACAUUAUGCUGCCAACUUUCGGGGGAAAAUCACAGAUCAAAGAUGUUUCCAAAUAAAAAUCAUUUGUAUAUUUCUA
Molecule: messenger RNA, 4785 nt
Organism: Amblyraja radiata (thorny skate)
Lineage: Eukaryota; Metazoa; Chordata; Chondrichthyes; Rajiformes; Rajidae
Gene: cdk6
Product: cyclin dependent kinase 6
Exons: 8
Coding region: 200-1177 (325 amino acids)
Biological process (GO): regulation of gene expression; G1/S transition of mitotic cell cycle; signal transduction
Cellular component (GO): cytoplasm; nucleus; cyclin-dependent protein kinase holoenzyme complex
Molecular function (GO): cyclin binding; ATP binding; cyclin-dependent protein serine/threonine kinase activity
Source: RefSeq, a predicted model, not a curated record